Petromyzon marinus (sea lamprey) is the source of this 2004-nucleotide messenger RNA. It is a transcript of the gene MRPS21, whose product is annotated as mitochondrial ribosomal protein S21. Gene Ontology annotation, biological process: translation. The record is from RefSeq and is a predicted model, not a curated record. Gene Ontology annotation, molecular function: structural constituent of ribosome. NCBI's taxonomy places the organism in Eukaryota, Metazoa, Chordata, Hyperoartia, Petromyzontiformes, Petromyzontidae. Gene Ontology annotation, cellular component: ribosome.
CAGGGGCGCCCUCUGCCGGCCAGGGGCGACCUCUGCCGGCGGCCUCCCCCUCCUCCUCCUGCUGCUGUUGUUGUUGCAAUGGCGGCUCACGCGAAGUUCCUCUCCCGCACGGUGAUGGUGCAGGGCGGCAACGUGGACGCGGCCUACAAGCUGCUCAACAGGAUCCUGACGCACGACCGGGUGCUGGAGGACGCUCGGCGGCGCCGCUACUUCGAGAAGCCGUGCCGCCAACGCCAGCGCAAGAGCUUCGAGGCUUGCAAGCGCAUCUACGACACGGACAUGGCGCGCCGCCUCGCCUUCGUGUCCCGCAAGAGCGGCCUCGACCCCUGGGUGGGCUGCUGAGGCUUCGCAAGCCGACCCCUGCCGCUCUUCCCGCCCCCUCCCCCCCCCAUCGCCCGCGGUGACAUCUGGCGCCCGGCGUUGGCAACUUCCCGAAAGCGGGAAAUGUUGCCACGACGAUCCUCCGACAACGUUGCGAGAUGGACCCCUGCGACAGCCCUCGACAGAUGUCACGGGAAAAACUCAAAUGUCUCAUCGCCGUCGUCGGGGGAUGUGGUCGAUCCACGGGCUCGAUGUUUAUUUUUUUAUCCGUGCGUUUAUUUGUUGUCCUUCGCCCGCAGCCUCCGGCUGCGUUAACGGCGCGGCAGAGGUUCAACGUGCGUAGCAGUGAAGGUUGUGUCACGUAAACAGAACGUGCCGAUCCGUUACUAGUACAGCAACGUCGGUGUGUUGGUGAGCAAAUACACAACAUUUACGAUGCGAGUGCGACGUUUAAAGUUCAACAUGCGUAUGCUUGACGGAGGCCUCCCCCCCCCCCACACACAUCCGACCCACCCCAAACCGCCGCCGCCUCUUCCGAGCCUCUGCUGCAACACCACACGCACCCCUAGCGCCUGGCAGGAGCCGAUGCCAUCAUGGGUGGCCCGAGACGGUCUGGGAGUCGAGCGAGCGUUACAAACCCCCCCCCCCCCCGUACACGGUUACAGGAUCCCUGGACGCAUGUCGGGGAUCGCUCGUACAUCUGCACAAUGUCCUCGGGCCCAGAAUGUCGCUGUAGCGAGGCCUUCGUGAAUCUGUGGGCCUCUGUGGGAGUCUAGCAAUGUUGGAAGCACGGUCUGGCAGAAGGAAGCGAUGGCUUGGCCCUUUUUGCCCCAUUCCCCUUUCGCCAGCUGUAGUGGAGUUGUGCCCCACCCCCAGCUGGGUGUAGAGCGAAUGAGAUGGGGGCGGGGGGGAGAUAGGAUUUCACCUUCCUCGCUGCAGACGCCCUUCUGUUGUCAGGGUCAAAGGGUCAAAUCAAUGGCGUUGCUUCCUUCUCGAAGAUCCUGCAGCUGUUGUAGAAUUGUCGUAUGUCCUCCCCCCUGCAAGUCUAAUAAAGUGUCGAACAAACUGGGUUUAGGUUUUUUUGGGGAGUUAUAGUUGGCACGUCCUUCAAGGAGUGCUCGUAGAGUCUGGUGAUGACGCUAGUUGUAAUUACUGGCGAAACGUCUGAUUGGCAAAUAUGGCUUGGCUCUCCAACACACAACCAGUGCGCUGUACUCGUAACGAAUUGGCACGUUCUGUUUCCGUGACAAGACUUGCUAAUUGGCUGUGUCGGGUGGUGGCGAGUUUUAACGACAUUUUUGCGAUCUAACCCCCCAAAAAAAACCUGUAUUAUGGACCAGUGUCUGGCUUUAGGUCUUCUCUUCACCUUGGUUGGUACCCUAUGGGUGCCACUCCAGUGCCCGUCUCGGUCACCUGCCCUCGUUGAUCCUGCGUGCGUCUCAUCUGGUCCACCUCCCCGAUUCCACACCCAUCUCUCUCCUUCCGCACGUACGAACAUCUGAGUCCCUUACCCUAUUCCGCCCUGAAAAAUUCGAACCCGUCUCUCCGCUCUGGAGUCGGGUCAAGGAGGGCAGCAUCGAAGGUCAUGUGGGCCCCCCCGUGUCUGUCACGCGUUCGUGUCCAGGCUGUUGCCCAUAAUGUUGUGUUUUAAUAACUUAUAAAUAAAAGCACAUUGACAAACCC